GGCAGCCGAGCGAGAAUGCAAGCACAGGAGACAAACCGGCUUUUCCAGCAAAUCUACUCGCCUCAUCAUACUUAAACUUCUCCGCCCGUCAUCCUACGACGUGCGGUUCUUUUCCCCCUUCCGCCCUUUUUUUUUUCCUUUUUUUCCCUUUUUUUUCGGCUCUUGCAUCCCGUCCGCUGGUUCUAAGGCUGUUCACCGCAAACUCUGCUCUCUUUCUCUCCCCUCCCCCUAUUGAGGACGCAAAGGGGAGCGAAACAGAGAUCCCCCAUCCAGUUCGCAGAUAAAACAAACACGGCACUAUGGGUUUCUCGAUAAGGCGAGGAGUCACCAACCUGAUCCGACGCGGACAGCGCCUAGCUGGAAAUGCCCGCUGCUCGGUUUGCAUGACUUAUUUCAAAAACGCCCUCGUCAAAACCAUUCCGGCCUGCGGACACAGCUACUGCAAGACGUGUCUGCAGAAGACCUACACUCGAGCCAUGAAUGAUCCGGAGGGCAUACUCCCGCCGCGGUGUUGCGGUCAGGAGUUGACAAUGGCCUUUGCUGGGGACUUUCUUGCGGGAUAUAUACCGAAGGAGCUCGAGAUGCCGGAUUCCUAUGGUCAUACGGAUUUCCGGAGAAGGUACUUGGAGAUACUGGCCGAGAGGACUAGCGAUCCUAUCUACUGUGCACAUUGCAAGUCGCUGGGGAAACAAGUGUUUAUCCCACCAGAAGAGAUCAAUGAAGAGGAGGACUCCGCUGUUUGUAGUACCUGCUUCCAGGGAACGUGUACGCUUUGCAAGAGGAGCAACCCGCACACUACUAGCAACCCAUGCCCAGUCGAUAGCGAUGAGAGCAAACAGGAAAUCAGGUACCAGAGACUAUCUGGUAGGGCUGGGUGGAGGAGCUGUGAGGGGUGUGGAAUGAUGGUAUCGAGGGAUGUGGGGUGCGCGCAUGUGGUGUGCAGGUGUGGACAGGAUGUCUGGCUUGCAUUUUGAUUGAAAUAGCUUACCGAACGCGGCAUUUCGGGGGGGGGGUUUCUUUGACCCUGUUGAAACUUUCAUGGGAUCGAUUUGAUAUGUGUGCGGCGGGGAUCGGGGUCAUAAUCUCUCACUCCCCGCAUCAUCACCUUCCAUGCCCGAUGAAGCUCCUAUAAAGCUUCCAGACUACUUCCGGAAAAUGCACUGCGAAGGGAAGGUUAAUUCUGACGAUUGCCCGUGUACGAGAUCGAUUGUUUCCUUGUUUAAUGAUAUUCUUGUUUAUGAUUUGGGCGGAAUGGCUGGAUUGAUUUAUUGUCGCAGGGAGUUUAUCUUGGGUUUCAUCCGUUUCAUUCACUGUUUCAUUUCUUUGAGUUUGGUUUCCUAGUGUUGAUUGAGAUGCAAAUUCUCUUCUAAAAAGCAGUUAUUUGGUGUAUGACGGUUUCCUUUGGGUGAUUUUGUGUUUGAUAUUUUAAGACGUGGGUUUUCUAUCGCAGGUAUGGUUGUUUUAGAA
Tuber melanosporum (Perigord truffle) is the source of this 1467-nucleotide messenger RNA. RefSeq lists its product as uncharacterized. The transcript has 3 exons. NCBI's taxonomy places the organism in Eukaryota, Fungi, Ascomycota, Pezizomycetes, Pezizales, Tuberaceae. The record is from RefSeq and is a predicted model, not a curated record. Gene Ontology annotation, cellular component: cytoplasm; ubiquitin ligase complex. Gene Ontology annotation, biological process: ubiquitin-dependent protein catabolic process; positive regulation of proteasomal ubiquitin-dependent protein catabolic process; protein polyubiquitination. Bases 300 to 974 code for a protein of 224 amino acids. Gene Ontology annotation, molecular function: ubiquitin conjugating enzyme binding; ubiquitin protein ligase activity.